AUGUUAGUCCACGAUAUCGUAGGCGGCACCAGUACGCUGGAUCCAAAGCAUCUAGCUUUAGGACUCAGCGUCACCACCUUAGUUACCAUCGCUCUACUCAGAGCCCGUGCUUUCCUUAGCGAAACAAUCGUAAAGGUGCUUUCAGUUGUUUGCAACUGGUAUCUACACUGGGCGAAUCCGAUUAAAGACGAGCAUGGCAAGAAGAGUUUGCCAUCCCUGCCCUACAUAUGGCCGAAUGGCAACGGAGACGUUGCAAAGUUCCUACAGGGUCGCGAAAACGCCGAAGAAUGGCAUAAGUCGCAUGGAUCUACUUACAGAAUCUGGUCCGGAUCAGUGUCCGAGGUUGUUGUCUCGAACCCCAAUCAUCUGAAGGAGCUCUUCAAAGACUCUGAUCAGCAUUACAAAGCCGUCAACAAUGAUUCCGGGUACCUGAUGAGCAAGAUCCUUGGUCAAUGUGUGGGUCUGCUUAGCGGCAAGUCAUGGCAGAGCCUGCGCUCCCAAAUGGAAGUUCCAUUCACGCAUAUGGCCAUAUCGAACGAAGCAGCCGUCAUCCGAGAGCAAACCCGAAAGUUCGUUGAGCAACUGCGCAAUAGCGGAGAUUUUCGCAACGGCGUAUUCGAUCCGGCCAAGGACAUCAGCUUCUAUCCUUUUCUCGUUGUAGCCACCGUGUUGUAUGGCGACCUUGACGCAGAAGAUAUUCGAUGGCUCAGGAAGAUUGUGCCAGUGCGUCAGAAGCUCUUCACCUUUGUUAUCAAAGGCGGCAUGGCCCGGUUCUCGAUUUCCAAGUUCCUUCCCACUACGGCAAACAGACUUCUAGACGAGUUCCAGUGGGAGUGGCUGAGCUUCAACGAAUCCAUCUACAAGAAGGCCAAGGAUAGGGGAGCAGUGACUCCCAUGGUCAAGCUUUGGGAAGACUGCCAAGCGGGCAAGGUUUCUCAGACACAGUUGCUACAAACCCUGGACGAGUCACUUUUCGCAAACCUAGACGUCACAACGGGCGCGAUCUCAUGGAACUUCAUCUAUCUCGCGUCGUCGCCCGAAGAUCAAGCCAGGCUUUUCGAGGAGGUUGAGAGAGAGGGUGAAGGGGAUGAUUCUCGAUGGGACGCAUACAUUGCUAGAGGCGAUACAUUUCUUGCGGCCUGCAUCAACGAAUCGUCUCGCCUACGGCCUGUCGCACCCUUCUCGAUUCCUCAAGCGCCUCCGUCGGACCGGAAAAUUGGCGAGUGGAUCAUACCCGCGCGGACGAUGGUCAUUGUUGACACGUAUGGGCUGAACAUACGCAAUCCCUUCUGGGGCGACAAGAGCUCGGAAUACAUGCCGUCGCGGUUCCUGGGUCUCAAGCCAGCCCAGACGCGAUAUAACAUGUGGCGAUAUGGAUUUGGGCCGCGCCAAUGCAUGGGAAAAUUCGUUGCGGACCGCAUGCUCCGGAGCAUAGUUGCGUCCAUUGUCAAGGAGUGGCAGGUGAAGCUCAGGCCACAGGACGCAAACAGCAACUACUCGGUGAAUCCGGAUGAGUGGAUCACCCACCCGGACAUUCGACUUGUCUGUACCAAGCGGCAGGGAUAA
This is a messenger RNA of Alternaria arbusti, 1566 nucleotides long. RefSeq lists its product as uncharacterized. The record is from RefSeq and is a predicted model, not a curated record. Lineage: Eukaryota; Fungi; Ascomycota; Dothideomycetes; Pleosporales; Pleosporaceae. Bases 1 to 1566 code for a protein of 521 amino acids. Gene Ontology annotation, molecular function: heme binding; iron ion binding; oxidoreductase activity, acting on paired donors, with incorporation or reduction of molecular oxygen. The transcript has 6 exons.